CCCGGGGGCGAAGCCGCUCGGCGAGGAGAAGGCGGUGGGGCUGGGCCGGGAGGCUCCGGUUGGGCGGCGGGAGUGGGGGAUCCGGCUCCGCUGCCCUCCCGCCCCUCAUAAAGCUUUGAUGAGACACUUGAGACGCCGCCUGUGUUGUCGAGGCGGCGGGAGGCGGCCGGUGGGACUGGGCGCCCGGGAGAGGAUGUGACUUCCCGGAGGGRACCCGGACAGGCUUUGUGUGGACGACAAGUUCCACCAAGUGAGAAGAGUGAUGACCAUCCUUUUCUUUACUAUGGUUAUCUCAUACUUCAGUUGCAUGAAAGCUGCCCCAAUGAAAGAAGCUAGUCUACGAGGACAAGGCGGCUUGGCUUACCCUGGUCUUCGGACCCACGGGACUCUUGAGAGCCUAAAUGGGCCCAGUGCUGGUUCCAGAGGACUGACAUCAUUGGCAGAUACUUUUGAACAUGUCAUAGAGGAGCUUCUAGACGAGGACCAGGACAUCCAGCCCAGUGAGGGAAACAAGGAUGCAGACUUGUACACAUCCCGAGUCAUGCUUAGCAGUCAAGUGCCUUUGGAACCCCCGCUGCUCUUUCUGCUCGAGGAGUACAAAAAUUACUUGGAUGCUGCAAACAUGUCCAUGAGAGUCCGGCGCCACUCCGAUCCAGCUCGCCGUGGGGAACUGAGCGUGUGUGACAGCACGAGUGAGUGGGUGACAGCAGCAGAGAAAAAGACUGCAGUGGACAUGUCCGGGGCGACCGUCACAGUCCUGGAGAAAGUUCCAGUACCCAAAGGCCAACUGAAGCAAUACUUCUAUGAGACCAAAUGCAACCCCAAGGGGUACACAAAGGAGGGCUGCAGGGGCAUAGACAAGAGGCACUGGAACUCCCAGUGCCGAACUACCCAGUCUUACGUGAGAGCUCUCACCAUGGAUAAUAAAAAGAGAGUUGGCUGGCGCUUUAUAAGGAUAGACACUUCUUGUGUAUGUACAUUAACCAUUAAAAGGGGAAGAUAGUGGGUUCGUGUUGUAUAGAUUAUAUUGAGACAAAAUUAUCUAUUUGUAUAUAUACAUAACAGGGUAAAUUAUUCGGUAAAAAAAAAUAAUUUUAUGGACUGCAUGUAUGACUGAAGUUUAUACAGUACAGUGGUUACACAAUCUAUUUAUUGAACAUAUCCAUGACCUGAAGGGGAGCAAAAGUCAUUUGCGCACAAGUUUAAACAAACAAACAAAAAAAAAAAAAAAAAAAAAAAGAAAAUCAAGCAAACAAAAAAGUCUGCAUUACAUUCCUCAUUGUGGUUUGUCGCCGUUGCCAAGAAUUGAAAAUAUAAAAAGUUUAAAAAAAAAAGGAAUAAAAUUGCAUGCUGCUUCAAUUGUGAAUUAAUGAUAAACUGUCCUCUUUCAGAAAAAUAAAUUGAACCAAAACAUUCUGUUUACAUUUUAGACAGUAAGUAUCUUUAGUCUGUUAGUAUAUAUGUUUACUGCUUCUAACUUCUGAUAGCGUUGAAAUUAAAAAAAUGUCAAGGUGCUGUUGUCAUAGUUUUACUGUUUCUCUUUUACUUUUGAAAUCCCAUCAGAUUGAAAAAGAAAAAAAAUCAUUACCUUAUUCUGAAUUAGAAGCAAAUUUGUUUUUUGUAUGUUGUGAAGGUGUUUGCAAUAGCAAUCCAACUACUGACAAAAAAUAAUAAAAAGAGGCAACUGAAAAAGAAUGGUGAUGUUCCACUUCACAUUGUUGAACUUCAGGCUUAAAGACAACACUUACUUAACUGUAUGGCAACAUGCUUUUUUGGUUGUUGGGGUUUUUUUUUGUUGUUGUUGGGGUUUUUUUGGGUUUUUCUUUUUCAAUUUUCAGUCUUUUGAGACAUGCAUUUGCUUAUACCAUGUUUGCUUGUGUUUGAGAAUUUUUUUUCCCCUUUUCUUCCUCUGGAGGGACAUUGGUUGUGAUCUUUAAGUAUUUCACUUACCAUAGAACUGGAGCUUGUCAUAUAGAGAACAUUCUAUAGAGUGUUGAGAGCAAUGAUUUUCAUAUAAUAAAAGACUGUGCUUGGAUCAAAUGUCUUGGUGAAGCACGGUGAGAGUGUCACUAGAAAAAGGAUUUUAAAAAGAUAAAUGAGGUUGGUUGUGGGACUUUGUAGCUCAGSCAGUUUGGGGGCAAAUAACAGUGCUUUGGGUUGACUGAGGCUAUCCCAGCUGCAGUGAUAACUGAAUGCAGUCCUGUGCAUUAUUUUAGAGAGUGAGAUGUGGAUGGAUGCCCUUCCAAGCUGGUGGCACACUCUGGUGGCAUCUCUGCUUGAAGGAGCCCUGGAAACCAGCACUGGAAUGAGAYUGAAGGGAGCACUGCCUCUGGCAAUUAGCUAGAAAGCAAUUAGCAUUAUGUUUGUGUGGCUCUACCUCUGCUGUCAGACUUAUUUCAGGAAACAAAUAUUGGCACUAAAAAAWCACUCUGGAAGUAAAUGAAGAGCAAGUGUUGGAGGAGUUGGCUUAACUUGCUUAGGUUCUGAGAGACGUGUUUAGCUCUKCUUUCAGCCCUCACUGUCCUGAGAGAAUGAAUUAUUGCUCAAAAGGCAAUGGGUUGUAAGGCUGAGGCACUUGCACUGGCUACAGUGGGCUGAGAACAGAAGUAGCUCAAUUAGUAAGCUCACUGAAGGCUGGUGCUAUAUUUGUAAUUCCUGUAGAUGAAGAAAAAUAGCUGAACWAAUAGGAAAAUACUGCAGGAUAUAAUCUGCUUCUGGAUGCUGCAGAAUCUGUGKUUAUUAAAACCUCGGCUGGGCAAAGCUUACUAAAAUAUUUUGCCCCCAACAGUGCUCUUUGAAGAGCACAUUUAACACUGAUUUGAUGUCAUCACUGGUAGAAACCCAUCUGGAAGCUAACAAGACACCUUGACAUCAAUGAUUUCUUUUACUUGGGGUAGAAGGGCAUCCCUUUCCCGAGGAUAACUGGCUGUCAAAGUGCCAUGUGCACACUGACUCUGAGAUCCACCUGAGCUUCAAACUUCAGCCUUCCCCAUCCAUUGCUGAUGGGCAUUUCCCAGACAGAAAAAGAACCAAAAACAAGCCAAAACUUUUCUGAAAUUCCCUAAACCUCAUCUAAGAUAUUCUUUGUGCAAAUUAAAUUGUAGAAUCAAAGAACGUUUUGUGUUGGAAGGGACCCUUAAAGAUGGUUUAUCUCAGGGGCAAGUGCACCUUCCACCAGACCAUUUCAUUCCCCUGGCGCCAGGACCUGUGUGUGUUUUGUAAUUUGCAUUUGGGAAAUGCAAAAUGACUCAGGAUUUAUUCUCAGCUGUACUCCUAAACUGCAGCAGAGCAUUGCUGUAAUGUUGGCUCCUCUCAAAACAAGGGUUGGUUGCUUUAAAGGAAAGGAUGAUGCUGAUGUGUGAAUUGCAAACAAAUCACUUAUCUAGACUGCAAAAAAAAAAAGAUAGCUAGGGUCUGACAGUAAUCUAAUUCGGAUACAGGAAUAAAACUAGUUCAAAGAAACUGAAUUUCCAAAAGAGAAGUGUUAAUGCAUAAAUCAUGCUAGAAAUAAAGUUAACUUGGCUGUAUCCUUUACUUAUAGAUCCUCACCUGGCACAAUAAAGGUGUGGCAGGAUUAGAACAGCAGGAUURUGGGUUCAGAGGGGUAAAGAACAGCCCAGGUAGGUGGGGUGGACUGAGGGAUGGAGCUGGGAACAGCAAAAUGUGGUGACAACACCCAGUGAUACUCCCCAUAGCACACCAAUUCCAUAUUUGCUGUUAUAAGAUGAAAAUGGUGAUUAAAACUGGCAAUUAAAACAAGCUCUCCUGAGCCUGACCUUACCCAUCCACGCUCACGGGCUGGGCAGUUUGAGUUCAAACAGGGAUGGAGAGGGGAGGGUUGGUUUUUUUUUCACAUCACUAAAUCAUAAACCCCCGCUGUGGUCUGUUUGUGACAGAAGUAUAUGAUGCAUGUCAGCAGGCCUAGUGCUGUGUUAAAGACUCUUGCAACUGUAAGUUCAUGUCUGUGGCCUUGUUCUCUUAUUAUUCACCUUGUGUAACAUAAAUAUUUAUUGUAUAUUUAUAUAAUUUUAUGGGUUUUUUUGGGAAAAUACUGAAAUUGGCAUUAAAAUUUAAAAGCAACCGCGUCAUAUUGUAAAUAUAAUUAAGCUAUAUUUAAGUGUACUGAUUAACAUAAUAUAUGUUUA
Molecule: messenger RNA, 4145 nt
Organism: Malurus melanocephalus (red-backed fairy wren)
Lineage: Eukaryota; Metazoa; Chordata; Aves; Passeriformes; Maluridae
Gene: BDNF
Product: brain derived neurotrophic factor
Exons: 2
Coding region: 263-1003 (246 amino acids)
Biological process (GO): nerve development; nerve growth factor signaling pathway; negative regulation of neuron apoptotic process
Molecular function (GO): growth factor activity; nerve growth factor receptor binding
Source: RefSeq, a predicted model, not a curated record